Zophobas morio is the source of this 2342-nucleotide messenger RNA. RefSeq lists its product as uncharacterized. Bases 45 to 2309 code for a protein of 754 amino acids. The transcript has 5 exons. Lineage: Eukaryota; Metazoa; Arthropoda; Insecta; Coleoptera; Tenebrionidae. The record is from RefSeq and is a predicted model, not a curated record. Gene Ontology annotation, cellular component: chitin-based extracellular matrix. Gene Ontology annotation, molecular function: structural constituent of chitin-based larval cuticle.
CAGAGGAAUAAGCUCAACUUGUGCUUCAGUGUGUUUUAAUAAAAAUGUCUGCUAUACAUUGGCCUUCAUGGUGCUUUCUUCUGACUUUAUCGGUUUUAAAGACGACACAAGCUGCUGAUGAUGAUUAUAACAUAUUACAACGCGAUGGAUCCUUUCAAUUUGGUUACAAUAACCCGAACUCAUACCAUCAUGCCGCUGGGAACAGGAAUAAUGUCGUGAGGGGAGAAUUUGGUGGUCGCAAUCCUGGAACAGGAAGAAUUGAUUCCACGGAAUAUACGGCAGGCCCAAGAGGUUAUAGACCAAGAGGUAAAAAUGUGCACAGGAAGUAUGACUUGAAUCAAAAUGGUCCUCGACCCGUUGGAUCAAGAGAUGAUCCCUACUACGAUCCAUAUGAAGAUCCUAGCUAUAGCUUUGAAUUUAAAACUCGAACUUACAAUCGUCAAGAAAAUGCCAACAGGGUCGGAGAUGUUACUGGAAGAUAUAAUUAUAUUGACGAUGUCGGAGAAUUGCACAAUGUUGAGUUCAUUGCAGGAAAGAAUACUGGCUUUCAUGUUAAAACACCUUUUCCCGAUUCGAAUCCACGAGCUUAUUACGGACGUUUGUAUUAUAGAGGACGAGGAAAGCCAAUCCCUAGAGGAAGAACAUCAAUUCAGCGAGGGCUUGAUGGUAGUUACAGGUUUGUCUCAGCCGGUCCUGACCAAAGACGAACUGAAACAAGCGAUUCAUCAGGUCACGUGCGAGGUUCUUACACUUACCUUGAUGAUAAAGGUGUACAACAUUCCGUCCAUUACAUUGCUGGACCCGAAACAGGUUACAGAGUCCUUAAAAAUGUAAAAGGACCUCAUCUUCCAACGGUAUAUCCAUUUGGUCGACCUGAAAUUAUACCACCAGACUUCUAUGAUUACAUCAAAGAUGACGUGUUUGAUACAGCUGCUAGUGGUCACGUGAAACCAAAACCAAUUAACACUGGAGGUGGAGGUGGAGGUGGAGGUUCCAGACCCGGUGAAAGUGGAUCCGACUUUGGAAGUGAUUUGGGUACCCCUGGAGAAGGCCCAGAUGGAGAUAAUUUGCCUGCUGCUGGGGGUGGGGGUGGAGGUGAUGGUACUGAUUUUAAUAAACCUUCAUCUGGUGGAGGUUCUAACAGACCCUCAUCUGGAGGAAGUUUUGAUAGACCUUCAUCUGGAGGAGGUGCUAACAGACCCUCAGCUGGAGGAAGUUUUGAUAGACCUCCAUCUGGAGGAGGUUUUGAUGGACCUUCAUCUGGAGGAGGUUUUGAUGGACCUUCAUCGGGAGGCGAUUUUGAUGGAUCUUCAUCGGGAGGUGGCAUCAGACCUCCAUCAGGAGGAAGACCGUCGCCAGGAGGUGAUUUUAACAGACCUGGAGGCGACGAUUUUGGAGGCGAUGGCGGCGACGAAUCAGACGACUUCGAAGGUGCAUUGUUUGGUCCUUCCGGUUCGUCAAAACCCAGGCCACCGAAGCCCUCAAGACCUCCACAAUCCAGUGGGAUUGGCGGUGGUGGUAGCGGUGGCAGCAGUGGUAGCGGUGGUGGAGGAAUACAAAGACCUUCAGGGCGGCCGACACCUGGACCUACGCAAAGACCUGGCUCGGGGGGACAACGGCCAGGAUCAGGUGGACAAAGGCCUGGAGGAUCCGAUGACGGUUCCUACAAACCUGAUUCGGGUGACACGGGUGACGAUGGGUCCUACAUACCACCAGGAGACGCAAAUCAGGAUGAUGGAAGUUACAGACCUGGACCAGAUGACUCUGGUUUAAGCACCGGAGGAGGUGAACGUCCACGGCCUGGAGGAUUUGGUGGUAGUACAUUCGGUAAACCCACUCGACCUUCAGGUGGUGGGUCAAGUGGGUCAAGACCUGGAGAGUCAUCGUAUACAGAUGAUUACGAGGAUGCCAAUGGUUUAUUUGGCAGCGAAUCUAAUUCUCGACCUCCACUUAAUGGUAGACCACCAGUUAUACAGAUUCAGGGCGGUGUGGGUGGUCAAGGCUGUGAACGAUGUUCAGGUACCAUUGUGACCAAUGUUGGUGACAGACUUUUCUCGGUACCACCUGGAGUUUCUGUUAGGGCACACGUUCAGUCGAUUGACUUGUUGCCUUUAAUAUCCAAAGUUCCUUCUCCUAGUGAACAAUAUAACGAAGAUAUGAGUAUAAAAACAGAACAACUUAAUUCAGCGGCUAGUGAUUUAGUGAGCAAUAGUACGGUUACGGAAACUAGUAGAAUAACAACAACAGCAGCGACGACAAUACCUACUACUACUUUCACAAAUACAGAGACAACAACUCUUAAUGAAUAAUUUAUUUAAAUAAUUAUUAUUUUGUAAUAUAUU